GGCCACUUAGUCAACUUUCUGCCGAGCGCGAGAGCAAUUGCGUCGCGAUUUCCUCCGAUCGCAUCGUUGUACAGGCGAUUUUUUCCCCAUCCAGCUCGAUGAUGACGAAACGUGAAGGACGUUACAUUUGACCGCCAGGGAGGACGGAAUAUGGGCCUAAAGGCAGCCGUUCAGGCUCUGAAGAAAGCGGAACCGUUAAAGGACAAGGUCCAACGCUGCAAGGACCUGCUUAACGACAACGAUGCCUGGGUGUGUCAGCAACAGCUGCAAAAGAUAUAUCAGCAGGUCCUCAUACUGGAUCUGGAGUACGCCCUGGACAAGAAGGUCGAGCAGGAGCUGUGGAGUCUUGGAUUUAAGAAUUAUAUAGUGACUCUGCAGUCGCAGGCCAAGGACAGGAAGAAUCCCAAGCGAGGCGAGUCACAGGCAUUGCUCAGUUGGUGCCUAGAAGCGGCCAGUGGUUUCUACCUGACCUUGCUGCAAGAAAUCUGCACUGUAUUUGAUUUAGACCUACCGUUUAGAAGGAAAGGUUAUGUGUACGGAUGUACGUCACCAUGGAAGGCCGUUGAGAAAUUAUCUCCACCUCACAAAUCUUCUUGUUUUUAUGCCUGCCAAUAUUGCCUUGUACAUUUGGGCGAUAUCGCACGGUACCGAAAUGAGAGCAAACAAGCUGAGAUGUUCUACAGACACGCUGUCUCGCUAUCACCAUCCAGCGGGCAGCCGUAUAAUCAAUUGGCGCUUCUAGAAGCUUCCCGUGGUGAUAAAUUGGGCACUGUGUUUCACUACGCACGUUCGGUAGCCGUGAAACAUCCUUUCCCAGUCGCUACAGCAAAUCUCGCCACGACUCUGUCCUCCGCUUUGAACGACAAAUCUUUCAAUAUCGACGGCAAGACCAAAUUGAAUUCUCAGGAAUACAUCGCUGUUUUUCUGAAGCUGCACGGAAUAAUCCACGUUCUUGGCGAUUUGAAGCUGGCCUGCUCGUACAGCAAACAAUUGACGGAAACGCUCACCGCGUUGGUAGCUACUGAAAGUUUCAGUUCGUGGAUGCUCGUACAGAUGUUGGUGAUUAAUCUAUACGCUCUGCAACACACAGCCGGGAUUGGCACCGACAGUACGGAAUUGCUCAAGAACAAGCAAAUGGUCAACGAUAAAAAGCUCGCCCGUGACUGUAUACUGGACCUAAUUGCAGGCACUUUGUCUGCCUUGCUGCUACCUGUGUACACGAUAAAGAACUCUAUCAUCGAGUACUUUGCGUUGCCUUCUAUAAAACUGUGCCUUGAUUGGAUCAACAUAAAACCUACGGUUUUGGAAGAAGUUGCUUUUACAUCGAGAUUACAGAUCUGGCCCAGUCUUUGCGUACUUUUGAAUGCCUUGCAGAAUUGUGUGGUGGAUUUUAAAUAUGAUGAAUAUGUUGCAGUACCACUGCCAGAAGAUCGUGACCUUCAAGGUUUUUUACCGUUAGAGAAGAGUUUCGAAAAUCUCAGAUUCACGAAUACAGCGCUGGAGGGUGAUGUCGCAACAUUAAACAAGUUACGGGCGGUACGAAUUCUGCAUCUGGGCCAUUGCUUCGCUCAGUAUCAAAUCAAUGGAUCGAUGCCAAUCUCGAUUGCAACGGAGGAGAAGACGGGCGAUAACAAAUUCACAUCUUUGAGCAACGGCGCCGGUCCCAGCAACGAGUUGAUGAAAGAACUCGAGGAACUUAGCUUGAACAAGGAUAAGCAGCUCGAUACUUCGAUGAGCCCGGUAUUAUCCGAAGCAGCUAGCAGCAAAAGCUCUGUGGAAACUGAUAUCGAUAUUCUUGCGGAUAAGAAGAUUUUUCAGGGUAUUCUUAAGCCGCAAGGUUCCUUAGAACGAAACCGAGACUCCUUAGUGAGUACCACAGAGACGAGCAGCAGCGAGGCAAGUUCUCUUCCGUGCGCGAGAAAACCACGACAGAACAUAGCAAUGCAGGCGAUCAUGCGUCGUGCGGAGAACGAGAAGCAGGUGACGUUUAAGAACGUGUCACCUGUGAUCGUCGAGGAAGAAAAUGAUAGAAAGGCGAAAGUAGUGACCGUUCCGCCGAUUACUUCUGUUGCAAAUAAACCGACACCAAUCUCAGAGAUGCCGAAAGCUAACGAAGCUGCCAAUACAAAUAACAUCCUCGUUAACGUUCAGAACCGGCUGUCGGCGAUGCCACUCGCUCCGGCCGCCGUUCAGAACCAAUCCGCAUCGAUUCAGAGCCAGCAGAGAUCCGCUAAGUUGCCGCCCAGCAUUCCCAUGCCCGCUCAAGUAAAUCAAUUGGCAGCCAAAGAGCAACAAACUCAGCAAGUUGCUCAGCAAAUGCUCCCGCAAAUGCACACUGGAAUGACAGCGCAGUGCGGUCAACAGGCCUCGACAUUGGGACCGGUUUGUUACCCGAAUCAAUCGUUCAACGUGCAGAAUCCGCAAUUCGCCAAGAAUUUCAUGACGAAUCGACCGCUACCGGCAAACACGCCGCGUUAUCAAAUGCAAGGGCAGUUAAAUAAUAACAGCCAGCCGAUUCCAGCGAUGCCGCAGGGCAUUAACGGAAUACAUCAUACGAUCAAUCAGAGCAGACCGUUGCAUCAGAGGAUGCCGAACGUGUCUCACAGUCCCGGGCAGUUGCUGCAGCAGAACAUGCGAUUGGGAUCACCUGCUCAGCAAAAUAUAAUACCGCAAAGUAUGAGUUUGCAAGCGAAUAAUAUGGGACUGCAACCAGGUAUGGGUAUGGAGCAACAGAACCAUUCGAUGGGGCUGCAACAGCAGCAGAGCAUAAUACAGAGCAAUCCCAGACCGAACGACAUACACAGUCAGUUAAAUGUGAACGGUUCGAGUAUAGCAAACAUGUCGGCGAUGAUAUCGGCGUUGUCGGUGUAUGAAAAGGAUCCUCAGCAGCAGCCACUAACGACGCUGACAAAUUCGCAGAGCCCGACCAACACGACGAAUUUCCAACUGAACUUCAAUCAUUUCAAUCAGAAUCAAGCUUUCGGACAACCAUUGUCGCAGAAUCAACCGUCACCGUCGUUCUACAAGAAGAAUUCUGACGCAAUAGAUUUCGCAUUCCCGAAUCAGGUCAACGUAGCUAAGAGUCAGCCGCAGCAACAGCAACAGCAACCUGCGCCUGCGAAUAGUUACAUGUUUUGCAAUUACGAGCCGACUGAGCAUUUUAACUUGUGGAAGGACAGUCGGCCACCUCAACCGCCGAUUACCUGGUGGGGUUCUACCAGUAACACGGCGGUCCAGAUGAACAUGAAGGAUUCGACCGUUAACGACAACACGUUCUCGAACUGGAGCGAUUCAGCCACUGUCGGAAAUACGGCGAGUAGAGUGCCGUUAACACCGGGCAAAAAUUAUCAGCCGCAACAACAAACCGAACAUGGCAGACAUCUUGUGGCAGGAAAUAAUUUUGAGGAUUCCAGGUUGUUUGAGCUCGAACAGAAGCCGUCCCAAGCAGUGAGCACUGGCAACACUUACUCCUUGUUCAGCGGCAACACAUGGAAUACCGUUAAUACAUCAAUCAAUUCGGGCUCGACCAAUCAAGAUCAGGUGAAAGCACGGUUCCAUCAGCAAUCUCUGUGGUCCGGGCCGGGUCCUUCCCCGUUAGAGCGGCUUCUGGAGCAGCAGAAGUCGCUACGCGAGGGGGGUACCACUUGAAGGGACGCGCGGAGCAUCCGCUGAGGAGGCCAAGCAGAGUGUAAUUUCGCGUUCAGCGUAUGCCGAUUUAAGUAACCAUAAGCGUGCGCGACGGCGAAUAAUUACCUAACUAUUCGACAAGAGAUAUGCGAAAUUCUCAAAAGAUAUGUAGAGAGGAAACGGAUAACUGAGGUUGACCGAGGCGCAGCGUCUUCCUCGAGGCAUUAUGAUAUGCACAGGGGUAAUAUAAUAUUCGUUAUUUUUCAAUUGCACAUGUGAGAUCUGCGAGAGACACGAAAUAUACAAUUUUCGGAGUGGAUUUCUGGCAAAUUAAACAAAGCAAAGCGAGAGACAAAUGUUUGCCGAAUGGCGAUUCACAACUGCAAUUUAAUUCAUAUGGGAAUAAAUAGAAAAGGAACAAGAAAAAAAGGUAUUAGAGGUGCGAGAUGCGGUAGCUCUUAGCGAAACGUUAAUUAGUACACAGGAAAUAAAGGAAAAAAUGUAGACACUAAUCACAAGUGACGCGCGCUUGACUUUGUAUCAUUGAUAUAUUUAGAAGACACACAAUAAACACGUCUCGUUUAUCGAAAUUGAUCGAGCGGCGCGCGUCGUCCUGUCUCGGCUUCACAACAUCCCCGAAUACCGAGACCGUAUAUUUGAAAAUCAGACGGACGAACGACAAUUAUGUUUCAACACACUCGUUUUUAUCGUAAUAACUUUAUUUCGUAUAUAGAAGUAUCACACAUUAAUAACUUUUCUGUCCAUAAUAUUAUAUGUAAGUUAUAUCACAUACGUCGUGAUUACGAUACAUACACAUCACGAAGUUUUCUUUCGUUUCGUCGCGAUAAAGUUCUUGAAAUUCUCACGUCAAAACUUCUGAUACUAAUUUUACUGAAAAAAUAUAUAGGAAGUGUUUCAGGCAAAAAAUAUGACAAGUAAUACUUUUUUCUCCCUUCCUAUUCUUUUUUAAACACAGAACUGCCUAACUGCGAUUGUAACGAAAUGUUAAACUAAAAACGUUUGAUGAAAAAUUGUCGCGUUAUCUGUAUCUGAUUGCAUCUGGUCUGCAAUCCGCAAUAUAAAAUCAGUCCUUUUUCAAUCUCUUCUUUAGUUUAUCAAUUAGGCAGUACUGAGAGAUGUAAGUGUACUAAAACGAGUCUAAAAACAUACUCUUAUUUCAAUGAACACUUAAAUUACUUAAAUUACAUCGACAGUUAUAAAAUCAUAAGCAUCGCCAGUAACAUAAUGAAUAAUUAAAAUUUUGGUUUAUGCUGAAUUAAGAAAUAAGCUUCAAUUGUUUGUACAGGAAUAUCACACUUUACAGAAAAAUCAAUCGAUCAAAUAAUCAUCGUUCUUUUUUUGGGAUAAGAAUAAGA
This is a messenger RNA of Temnothorax curvispinosus, 5003 nucleotides long. Its product is annotated as protein SMG7-like. Gene Ontology annotation, biological process: nuclear-transcribed mRNA catabolic process, nonsense-mediated decay. Bases 151 to 3648 code for a protein of 1165 amino acids. The transcript has 7 exons. Lineage: Eukaryota; Metazoa; Arthropoda; Insecta; Hymenoptera; Formicidae. Gene Ontology annotation, molecular function: telomerase RNA binding; telomeric repeat DNA binding; protein binding. Gene Ontology annotation, cellular component: telomerase holoenzyme complex. The record is from RefSeq and is a predicted model, not a curated record.